AUGACCAUUUACGAGCAGCUCUGGGAAUUGUCUCGAGUCUCCGUGUUGGCUGGAAUGCACGGCUCUGGGCUCUGCAACAUCCUGCUCAUGAAGAAGGAUCGUCGUUCGCCCAGCUUUGUCCUGGAGAUCACGCCCUGGAACACAUUUGGCACACACGUGUUCUUCUCCAAUUUGGCCAACGCCAUGAACAUCCACUAUCGAACACUCCCCGUGACAAACAGAACCAAUGCACUGCUGCACACUCAUUUUCUACGACUGAAUGGAGAGGACCUUGAGAGUGUCCUCGAAAGCGGUUCCGAUACAGAGGGCUCGCAGUUCUUUGAAUUCUGGAUCAACCAAGACGUAAGGGUGGACCUCACGACAUCGACGCACAUCCUCCAAGAAUUCCUUCAUGCCAUCAAUCGAACGAGGCAGCACUACUGA
Seminavis robusta is the source of this 423-nucleotide messenger RNA. The record is from the annotation of a GenBank genome assembly. Lineage: Eukaryota; Bacillariophyta; Bacillariophyceae; Naviculales; Naviculaceae.